Phaedon cochleariae (mustard beetle) is the source of this 1395-nucleotide messenger RNA. The record is from the annotation of a GenBank genome assembly. Lineage: Eukaryota; Metazoa; Arthropoda; Insecta; Coleoptera; Chrysomelidae.
CUGCAAAUUUAUAGGUUAGGAGUGGGAGUGUCAUAAUUUUCGAUUUUUUUUAUUUUUCUGUUGACAUUUUUCCAAGUAGCAAAAUAAAAACAUCGCAAAAAUGAUGGACGAAAUGUUACUGCAAGAGAGACUGGACCAAUUCAAACCGGAACCACUCAUUGAAAACGACAUAGAUAGUACCAAAGAAAACAUUGAAUCUUAUGUCAUACAAGAAGAUGAAAAUAACAUUGAUUUGGCUAAAACGAACUUCCUGAAUUUAUUGAAUAAUGAGGAAAUCCAAAAAUCCUGUGAGGGCAUCAUAAGAAAAUAUGGAGUAGGAACAUGUGGGCCCAGAGCUUUUUAUGGCACUACUGAUGUCCAUUUGAAGCUAGAACAGUGCAUUGCAGACUUUCUAGGCAUGGAAGAAUCCAUAGUUUACUCCUAUGGAUUUGUAGCAAUUUCCAGUUCAAUUGCAGCUUAUUGCAAAAAGAAAGAUAUUGUCUUUCUUGACAAAGAAGCAAACUUUGCAAUACAACAAGGGGUAUUGGCAGCUAAAUCCAAGGUAGUAUACUUUGACCACAAUGAUCCAAAGAGUUUCAGAAAUGAAGUAGAAAAAGUGACAAAAACAGAGAGGAAACCCACUAGGAAAUUCCUCAUUGUUGAAGGAGUAUCUUGGAAGACAGGCAAGCUACUACCUUUGGAAGAAUUCCUCAAAGUGACAGAAGAUCACAAGAUAAGGAUCUUCCUGGAAGAAACAUACUCCAUAGGCAUUUAUGGAGAUGAAGGUAAAGGUUUGACAGAACAUUUCAAUAUCCACCCAAGUCGUCUGGAUAUGAUCAUUGCUACUCUGGAAUCAGCUAUAGGCUCCAUAGGUGGUUUUUGUGCUGGUUCUCAGAUGACCAUUGAACACCAGCGUCUCUCUGGUUCUGGUUACAUCUUUUCUGCCUCUCUGCCAACAUUUCUCGUGCAAGCUUGCAUGGAAUCCAUCAAGUGUUUUGGGGACAAGCCAAAAAAACUCAGGAGUUUCGCAAGAGAAUUCCAUGGCUUUCUAGAGGAAAAUUGUGGGUUUAUUGUUGAGAGUGAUCCAGAUAGUGCCUUCAAAGUGUUCACAGUAUCAAAUGAGAAAUUCAGGAGAGAGGGAGAAGAGAUGAUUCAUAGGUAUUGCAAGGAUAAGGGGGUGCAUUUUAUUGUGAAGGAAAAUGGGUUGUUGAUAAACUUGAAUGUGGUGCUGUGUGAUGAUGAAGAGAAGCUCCAGAGAAUCUAUCAUGCCAUAAAAACUGCUUCAAGUCUUUUUGAAACCUCAUUCCACUGAAGUACCUGCACAUCACAUAAUAAUUAUUUAUGCUAUUUGAAAUAAUUUGUAAAGUGUUAUUUUUGAGCUUAUAUUUUAUAAUAAAGUAUUAUUGUGAUUAUGAA